Messenger RNA from Paramecium tetraurelia, 1377 nucleotides. RefSeq lists its product as uncharacterized. NCBI's taxonomy places the organism in Eukaryota, Ciliophora, Oligohymenophorea, Peniculida, Parameciidae. The record is from RefSeq and is a predicted model, not a curated record. The transcript is spliced from 2 exons.
AUGGCUAAUUGCAAAAUCAUUUGUGAGAUUCCUAAUAAGGAAAUAAUAUAUCUUGAUUGUGAAUACUAAAACAUCAAAGAAGAAUUACAAAAAAAAAAAAAUAACCUAAAUUAGGAUUCAAUAAUUUUAAUUGAUAUUUCUGAAACAGUAUAUUAGGCAACAAAGAUAAAUAAUAAUUUAAUGAGAGAUUAGAUGUACUUCAAAGUUUACGAUGCUAAUUAACUUUAAGGAGAGUUGAAAGAAAUGGGAAAGAUAAAAAUAGAAUAAGAAAAAUUAAUAAAUUAAGAAAAUACUCUAUUAUAAAGUAGGUCUAAAGAAUUUCACUUAGAAGCAGUUUCAAAAUCAUUCUUAAGAAACACUUUUAAUUAAAUGGAGCAAAAUUUUUAACAUUAGCUAUCAUAAUUAUCUUCACAGCUGUAGCUUAAUGCCUAUAAUAAUCAUAUGGUCUAAAUGAAGAAUUUAGAAAAUAUACAAUCUGAUAUUUAAAUAGUAGAAAAUUAGGUAUAAAGUUCUAAAAAAGAGACACAUGAACAACAAUAAUCGUAAAAAUAAAUAAAGCAAAAAUCAAAAAAUCAUAAUUCUGAAAUUUCUUCUAAAUAGUAAGAAGAUUAAAAUGCUAUUCUAUUAAGUAAAGAAGUUUAAGGAAAAUUGAUCGAGGCUGAAAGGAAAUUAAGAAUUUUAGCUGAAGAAAUGAAAGAAAAGGAAAAAUAGCAUUAUAUGGAAAUUUAAGAAUUAUCCGAAAAUAAUAGAACGUAAAGUGCCAACAUCCUAAGAACAAAACAAGCAGAAAUGGAAAAAACUAAAGCUGAAAAAUAAAAAUAAAUUUAGGAAAUAUAGGAUAGAUAUGAUAGGCUGGAAUUAGAAUUAAAUUUGAUGAAUACAAGAUGUAGAAACCAAGAAUAACAAAUUUAAUAAUUAGAAGAAGAUAAUUAAUAAUUUUAAAAGUACCAUGAAAUAGAAUUACAAAAAAAGAAUGAAGAUUUAAUGAUUGAAAUGUAGAAAACAUAAUAAUAUUAAUAAUACUUAUAAUAAUUAAGUGAGUAUUGCUUAGUCUCUUAAUUCGAACAACAAAAACUUUACAUUUAAUAAAUGGAAUAAUUAGUUAAAUAAUAAUAAGUAGACUUAGAAGAGGAAUAAUAAUAUUUCAAAAAUGAGAGAGAUAAAUUGAAAUAAUUGUUAAAAACAGAAAAGGAAAGAUUACUUAUUGCUAAUGAAAGCAAUUAUGAACUAGAAUCUACUGUUUCUAAGUUGAAUGAUAAAAUUAAACAGUUAGAUAGAGAAUUAAAACGAAGCAAGUAUGAAAUUGGCGAGUUGGAAGGUGAUAUCUUGUAGUUAAAAAAAUAAAUAGAAAAUUUGUAAAAAUUAAAAAUAGUCUGA